CGACAUGGCUAAAUGCGCGAAGAAGAUCGGAAUCGACGGUAAAUACGGGACCCGUUAUGGCGCCUCCCUCAGGAAAAUGAAGAAAAUUGAAAUCAGCCAGCACGCCAAGUACACUUGCUCCUUCUGUGGCAAAACCAAGAUGAAGAGACGAGCUGUGGCGAUCUGGCACUGUGGUUCUUGCAUGAAAACAGUAGCUGGUGGUGCCUGGACCUACAACACCACUUCUGCUGUCACAGUAAAGUCUGCCAUCAGAAGACUGAAGGAAUUGAAAGACCAGUACAGUAGAAGCUCCACAAUUGAAACCUUGCUAUAUAAUAAAUGCGUUAAUUUAUGUAACAACAACAACAAAAAAAGGCAGGUGGAGGAGGUGAGGUCCGUAGGGCCUACCUUUGUCUUGGGGUUCACAGUGGACCCCGGACUUGAACUUCUAUUUCUAAACCCAGGCCCAGAGAUCUCUGUGAAACCCAUGGCUGCCUUCCUGGCAGUUCGACAUGUCCCAGGAAUGCCACUGUCAUCAGAAAAUGAGCUGACAGGGAAGGGCAGCAAUGUGGGCUAG
This is a messenger RNA of Rhinolophus ferrumequinum (greater horseshoe bat), 556 nucleotides long. RefSeq lists its product as uncharacterized. Gene Ontology annotation, biological process: translation. Gene Ontology annotation, cellular component: ribosome. The transcript is spliced from 2 exons. Lineage: Eukaryota; Metazoa; Chordata; Mammalia; Chiroptera; Rhinolophidae. Gene Ontology annotation, molecular function: structural constituent of ribosome. The record is from RefSeq and is a predicted model, not a curated record. Bases 5 to 556 code for a protein of 183 amino acids.